AUGUUUGCAUCACGUAGUGACUUGCAAUCCCGUCUGUGUUGGAUUAUUCUAAAGGCAACCUUGUAUUCAUCCUGGUUACUUGGAGUAUUUCCCUACAGAUUCGAUUCGCGAAAUGGCCAGCUGAAACGCUCCAGAUUUCUACUAUUUUACGGACUAAUCGUGAACUUCUUCCUGCUUCUGAAAAUGGUGUGCUCAGGAGGUCAGAAGCAGGGCAGUCCAGGGCAGGCAAUUGGCAUGGUGACCGUUUUCUCAUGCUUGGUAAUACAUUUUUUUAACUUUUGGAGAAGCACAAGAGUGCAGGACUUGGCCAAUGAACUGCUAGGCCUUGAGUAUCAGCACUUUGCCAGUCUGAACGAAACUAGUUGCCCCAAGUUCAACUGUCUCGUGAUUCAAAAGUCGGCUUCUGCGAUUGGUCUUUCAAUGUCAUAUCUGAGUGUAGCCUACGGACUGCCUGGCAACAACUUCUCCGUGGAAAUGGUGGUCGUAAACUCCUUAGUGCAAUUCAGCAUUAAUUGCAAUAUAAUGCAUUAUUAAAUCGGGGCCUUGUUAAUCUAUCGCUAUAUAUGGCUAAUCAACGGACAACUAUUAGAACUGGUCACGAAUCCUAAACUGGAUCGUUCGGUGGACUCCUCGAGGAUUCGGAAAUCCCUAUCAUUGUACCGCCGCCUUUUGGAGCUCAGAAAAUAUAGUAUAUAUUAUAUACUAGUUCUUACAACUGGUUUAGCGUGUAACAUUUUGGCCAUAUAUUCCUGGAUUGUGUUCGACAUUAGCAUGAACAUACGAUCCAUCAGUCUGCUGUUCUUAUUUGUUAAUGUUUGGAAUCUUUGGUUGAGCAUUGUCGCCUUCGAUCUAGCGGAGAAUGCUGGCAAAAAUACCCAAGCUGUACUUAGACUUUUUGCUGAUCUAGAGGUGAAAGAUAUUGAACUGGAAAGAAGUGUGAAUGAAUUCGCAUUGCUGUGCAGUCAUCGUCAGUUUAACUUUCACGUGUGUGGACUUUUCACUAUAAGCUAUAAAAUGGGUUUCCAAAUGAUUAUCACCAGUUUCUUAUACUUGAUUUACUUGAUUCAAUUCGAUUUCAUGAAUUUGUAA
Molecule: messenger RNA, 1089 nt
Organism: Drosophila mauritiana
Lineage: Eukaryota; Metazoa; Arthropoda; Insecta; Diptera; Drosophilidae
Gene: Gr22c
Product: putative gustatory receptor 22c
Biological process (GO): sensory perception of taste
Cellular component (GO): membrane
Source: RefSeq, a predicted model, not a curated record